AAAAUGAAUGUUAUCUCAGGGACUUUCCUUUCAAAUCCUGUGUAAAUUAUUUUUGUCAUCAAAUUGAUUGGAAUAACUUGCUAACUCGGAAACUAGGAAGUAUAUUUUGCAAAAGGGAUAUUUUAACAGGCAUACCAAACAACAAACAAUAGAGCAAACAAUAGAACUGGACCAUGUAAUUAGUUUAGUAGAUCCUUGUAUCCUUGGAGAGAGAAUAAAUAUAGUCAAGGUAUCAAGGUUAUUACAUCAUGUCUAUUUCCUCAUCUCUCUCUCCCUCUCACGCACACACACAUGAAAACACAGAGGUUUCCAAAUCAGUGACUUAUUAAUUCAUAUGAAAUUAAUAAUAGAUUUGUUGAUAUAUGGAUGAAGCAUUUCUAUUGUGGCAUUGUUCACCUGUGAUUCCAUGGAGCUUAGUGGGCUAAAGCUGCAUUCUUAUUUGGUUUUCUACCAAAGAAAGUGUAUUUUACUAGACUUGGUCUCAAAAUUUUGUUACACAGUGAUAAUAGUCAUUUUGAUCCACAUCUUCUUAUUUGAACGAAUCAACAGAAACAAGGUCUUAAGAUGUAUCAAGGAAUUACUGUUUUGUACUACAUUGUUGGACUUGCCUAUCUGAUGUUCAAUGGCAUCAUGGCACUAUCAGAUCAAGAAGAACCAGAUACUUCACAAAACUGCAUUUAUAAUGGAAUUCCACAGUCUUUACCUACAAAUUGCGAAACACUGACCAUUCAAAAUGAGAACUUGGGAGUUUUGACUUCAACUACGUUUAUGAAUUUAAAUGUAAGUCAUAUACAGACACUCAUCAUUUCUGAUACAGGAAUAACUGAAAUUAGAAGAGAUGCCAUGUUAUACUUCCCUAUGCUAAAACAAUUGGAUGCAUCAGAAAACUCCAUAACAAGGAUAGACUCUGCUGUUUUUGAAUCUCUACCUGAACUAACUAACCUAUACCUUCAAGGCAAUAGAAUUGACAACAUUUCAAAAACAGCCUUUCAAGGACUGGAGAACUUGAAAAUUUUGCGCCUUGAUAACAAUCAACUAGCAACUGUUGAUUCAUCUUUUUCUGAUCUCAUCAAUCUACAAACAUUAAAUCUCACCUUUAAUUACAUCACAGAGAUUUCUUCAGACACCUUUGAUGGAAUAACCAAAUUGCAUGACCUCUUUCUCGCAUACAACCGACUGAGUGAGAUCCCAGAAGCUUUACGAGACAGUCGCAUACAGAAGUUGUACAAAUUGAAUCUCAGAAGCAACCAACUAAACAUCCCAUUAACAUCUUCUGAUCUCCAUCAUGACUACUUAGAAGAGCUGUACUUGACAAACAAUGAUAUACCUGAGCUCUCUGAUGAUGUCUUUAAGUAUCUUAGGAGGCUACAAGUACUGCACCUUGACUACAAUCGUCUGACCAACUUCAAUGCUUGGCUUGUACAUCAUCCACAAGGACUACAGGAGAUCAAACUGGACCACAAUCCUUGGAACUGUAACUGUACUAAUACCGAGGUAUGGGAGCAACUGGGUCAGCAGGCAAACCUACAUAUCAUGGAACAAAACUCCACUUUCUGUGCCAUGCCUUCUUCUAAGAGAGAUGAGGUAAUCUUCUAUUUUCAUAAAUUUUGUGAAAGUUCACCUCUUUUAUCAGAUGCUGCCCUCAAAGGUAUAAUUGCAGCUUCUGCUGUCAUCUUCACAGCUCUUAUUACAACAAUCUGUAUCUGUUGCUGUAAAAAUAAAUGUCAACACAAGAUGAAACAUCCAGAAUCAUCUGAAUCUCCAGAGAGGCAAGACAAUGAGCCAAAUCAUGAAUAUUGUGUUGAUAUUCCUAAUCCAGUCAGACCAAAGAUGAUGAUCCCUGUUGGUAAUGGAAGACCUGAAAGACAUUCUCCUCUCUAUGAUCAUCCUUAUCAUCAACCAGAUGUCACAAUUACAGAUAACUACUUGAUUCCAAUGGGUGUCAAGACUAAAUAAUUAUUUGAAAUGGACAGUGUUUUUAGUUUAUUUUUUUAUUCGUGUUAAAGGUUAGUAGAGUCAAAAUAAUUAAUGAGAAAAAUAAAGAAGAAAAAUUGUACACUUAGUAUUUCUAUUUUAGUUGAUAACUAGUAUUCAUUUACCAUUUGUCAGUAAUAUAUUUGAAAAACAGCAUUGUCUAUAAAACAUGCUUGAACCUUUUACAAUGUAGCUGCUUUUGUUUACAUAGAAAUAUGUAUUUGCAGAAAUUAAUGUGAUUGUCACAUUGUAUAAGCUUUUUCAUUUAACUUAACAAAAUUUGUAUUAGUAAGCCUACCAUAUCAUUAACCAUGGUAUUAUAAUGAACUAGGAGGGAUUAAGAACUUUUAAUAUACAAACUGGUCCAUACAUGACUAGUAACUUCACAUGAAAACUUUAGGUAAUCACUAAGGUUAUCACUAAGAUAACUUUCAAAUUCCAAAGAAAUGCAACUGUGAUAGUUCAUACUCCUCAGAAAUAUGAUGAAAAAAAAAUUAGAAAAUGAAGUUAGAAAUGAAGUGCAAUUUCUUUCAUACAAAACUUCUUGUAAAACAUCCAAAUGGUCUGGACUCAAGAUUUCUAUUUCAAGCAAGUUUUCUUUUCUUCCUUUUAAAUAUAUCCACAUCAUGUAAAUACUUUUUUGUCAGACAGUGUCAGCAGGUGCAUAAGACAAAGGGGCUCUUUUUUCAGAAAAUAUCCCCUCCCCUUUAUAAUGAAUUCUGGAUCUACCCAUGGAUGUCAGACAACAUCAUCAUUGAACAUGUCCAAAAUUCAAUAUGUCUAGCACUGUCUGACAAUCUACAUGCAUAGAUCAGCUGGAGAACUAAAAUCUAAAAAGAAGAGAAUCUAAAAAGUCCAUAGUGUAAUGUCAAUUGGCCGCAUUUCUUAAGUUGGGUAUGCAAAAAGGGUGGCAGAUGAAAAAUUUUCCACCCGGUGCCAAGGAUUAAUUGUUAAUUGAAGCUAAAACUAUAGGCUAAAUAUAUUACUAUAAAUUAGAUCACUACAAUAUCAGAAACAAAAAAUAUAGCACAUUAAGUUUGAAGUAACAAGGGUGGCGGAGCCGGUGGAUGCGGUGAAUGAUAGAACGUUAAUUAAACUUCAUUAACAGCUUUAUGGUAUGUAAUAUGACUGUGAGCCUCAUAUUUCUAGGCAGUUUAAAAGCAGGGAACAACUAAAUGUUAUAAAAUAAAAUACAUGUGUAUGUCAGCUCUGAUUUGCAACCUAUCAAUUAGUGAACUGUAGAAAUUUGGUUAAUUAUCUAAUUUGUAAUCUUAAUUUUAGUACAAAUGUUGUGUACCGUUGCCACAAACAUUUCUACCUAUGAUGUAGUCAUUUUGGGACAGGCAUUUUGGGGGUAAAAAUAUGAAAUUGAUAUUGUUAACUAAUUAGUGUAACUAAUAUGCAUACAGUAACAGAUAAUUAUUCAAUUUUUGUUACAUAUUGAAAUAUUGAUGUUACAAGAUUAAAACUGCAUAAUACUAGAGUGAUCCAAUGUUGCCUUAAAUUUUGACACCAUUUUAUGUGCAGCAGGUCAAAUUUGAGAAAAACACAUUUCAAAAUUCAAUUUACAUUGACAUCUGUGUAUUAGUCAUUUUAAGGAAAAAUAAAGGUUAUUUGAUACUUCAAACUUUUUACAGAAUAUUAAUACCUAUUAUAAUUUUUUGGACCAUUUUUACUCUGUUCAAGAAAUUGGACCACCUUAUGACAUGCGACCAUUUCUCAGUUGGUAUGCUCAUGGACCCUGGUAUGCUAGAUGGCAGCAUGUGUAAUGCAACCAUUUCUUAGUUGGUAUGCUCAUGGACGCUGGUAUGCUAGAUGGCAGUAUGUUUAAUGGGUUUUAGUGCUGAAAUGAAGAG
Molecule: messenger RNA, 3830 nt
Organism: Lytechinus variegatus (green sea urchin)
Lineage: Eukaryota; Metazoa; Echinodermata; Echinoidea; Temnopleuroida; Toxopneustidae
Product: chondroadherin-like
Exons: 1
Coding region: 565-1956 (463 amino acids)
Molecular function (GO): protein binding
Source: RefSeq, a predicted model, not a curated record